UCUUUAUCAUCUAAUUUAUCAAAAGAUGUUAGUACACUACUGCCAGUGAUCAGCAUGCCACAGAUGUCUGAAUUCAAUACUGUUGAUGAAACAAACUGUAGUGAGGAACAUUUUUAUGACAGGAGUAGGAAAGCAAACCAAGGCUCUUGGAACAAACAAUUCCUGGAAUUGGGCUUACCUUCAUUCCGUUCAAGUUACUUGUUUCUGCUGCGUGUCUUAUUGGAUGUUGUGUAUGAGUGCAUGCGACUUCGUCUGGAUCAACGACCCAUGGGCGAGCCUUCUGCUCUCAGUGUUAGACAGUUGAUUCGUGAGUGCAAAGAUGUCUUGAAAGGAGCUGUCCAAAUGAAGAAGUACUACUUGAGUAUGGUUUCUACUACAGUCUGGGACAGUGACCCUUCCAAGAUUGAAGAUGUCAUGGACUUAGAAAAAUAUGAUGACCAUAUGAAGAGGGUUCUAGAGGUUUAUUUCAACUACCUACAAAAUUGGAUGAAUAAUCUGCAAAAUUUACCUGAUGCAUCUCAGAGUUUGAAGAAUACUUUAGAAGAAGAAUGGGCAUUUACAAAGUCAAUCUGCCCUUUCGUCAUUGGUGGAGAAGCAGAAGCAGGAAAACGUUUCAGUGCUCUUGCUAGUGGACUACUUAGCUCCAUAGCUGACUUCUUGGAGAAUGGAGUUGAUGAGUUUUACACUAAAGGUAAUGAGAGUGAGGAAGAGACUGUUUGCAAAGAGAAUGGUCAUGACAAAGAAGGGGAAAGAGAUAUGAAAGAAGUCAAAACUACAAGUAGUCAUGCAAUAAAUAAUGCUGAAUUGGAGACAAAUCCUGACGAUACUGCUCUUGAUAAAUCUACUGAUGAUGAAGCCUACCACAAGGACAAAGUAUUAAAAUUAAGACAUCGUAUUCAGCAAACAUUUCGUGACUCCAAAAAUCUUUUCCGUGAAGGACGUGAACGAACUUCAAAAGCUUUAGGCUUUGCCAAAAUGUUGAGAAAUGACCUUGAAUUAGCUGCUUCAUACAAAAUGAAUGUUUCCAAAGUAGAGAUUAUAUCAAAAUUGGAAGAAAUGAAGCAUGUAUUGGUGAGUGUUCCUCUCAGUUUAAGCUACCUGAUAUUUAUUCCAGAAAGAAUUCUGAAGAACCAGAAGCUAAUUUUACAACUUCUGAAUGUAACAUGUGGUAAAGAGGAUUGUUAUUCACAUACUGAUCCUACACAUGAUCAAGAUAUCAACAGAGGCUACUUGUUAAUGCUGCAAUGUGAUAAUGAUGUGAACAAACAGUCGUGGAAAGGAUCCACAGUACAUGUAGAUGCUACUGCACAAACAGCAAUUGCUUUGUCUCAUAUUGCUGUAGACAGUCUUAUGUUGGUUGUGACUCAUUCAUCUGUACUGUAUGCAAUACAAGAAGAAUUUUCUAAGCUGAUGGAUACAACUGUUGAAGUGUUUCAGGAGCAAAUUUCCUGUCAUCAAGCCAUCUCUGAAUCUCUAGCUGAACUUAAGGCUACAGCUAUGCACCUAAGACAGAACAUAUCCUCGACUCUAUUGCAACUGAAAGAGAAGUUGUAUUUUGUUGAGAUUAAUAAAAUGGAUACCAAAGAAAGAAAUCAUUUACUUGGCCUUUAUUGUGUAACAAUUAUUAAAGGCUAUAAUUUUGGAUUUGAGUAUCAUCGAGAACUACAACGUCUUGUAUCAGAUGAACAGAAAAUUGAACUUGGGAAAUGUAUGAUUAGUUUUGCAAGGGAAUGGAUGAAUUUCAUCUCUGAGAAAUGGGAAAAGGGCCGAGGGCGAAGGCCAACAUGGGCAAAUCAAGGCUUGGAAUUUCUUGUCUCUGUUUGUGACCCUAAAAUAAUGGAAUUACUUCCAGAAAGUGAAAUUUCAGUUUUUAUAUCUGAAAUCAAAAGUUGUUUGGAUCAUAUAGUUGGACGAAGCAGUACAGUAAGAAGUCCCACUUCUGGUUCAGCUACAAGUCCUGAUGUUUAUGGUUAUACUAGAUUUCCAUCAGUUGAAGAAUCUCGUCCAUCAGCUGGUUCUUCUGAUUCAUUGUCAACAUUAGCUGCAAAAGACAGGCAUAGCAGAAGUGCCCAUAUUCUGCAGUCUAUCAACAAUCUUGAAAACAAGCGGAAUAAAAAGUUACAGAAAUCACAUAUUAUUGGGUAUAUCACAAACAAAACUUCAGAUUUGGAUUUGCGUAUUCGAGUGAGGCGAGUGAAUUUCAGAUGGCAGAGAGGCAUUAAGAUAGGAGAAGGUACUUUUGGCAAGGUAUACACUGCUGUAAAUGUGGACACUGGAGAGUUAAUGGCAAUGAAAGAGAUGAAGCUAAAACCAACAAAUAAAAUGAGAAAUCCUUUGAAAGAACUUGUUGAGGAAAUGAACAACCUAGAAGGAAUUAGUCAUCCAAACCUAGUCAAAUAUUAUGGUGCAGAGGUUCAAAAGGAUGAAAUGAUUAUAUUCAUGGAAUAUUGUGAUCGAGGAACAAUUAAGGAAGCUUCAAAGCUUGGAUUACCUGAAAGCAUAAUUCGUUUGUAUACAAGAGAAAUUUUAAAAGCACUAUGUCACCUACAUGAAAAUGGUAUCAUUCAUCGAGAUCUGAAAGGGGCCAAUGUAUUUCUUACAUCAGAUGGUGCUGUAAAGCUUGGAGACUUUGGUUGUUCUGUCAAGUUAAAAAGUCAUUCAACAAUCCCUGGCGAAAUUAGUGAUUUAGUUGGAACAACUGCUUACAUGGCUCCUGAAGUUUUUACACGGAAUGAUAGUGAAGGACAUGGAAGAGCUGCUGAUAUUUGGAGUUUGGGAUGUGUAGUGUAUGAAAUGUCUACAGGCAAACAACCUUGGUAUGACCAACACCCAUAUCAAAUAAUGUUUUUAGUUGGUCUAGGAAAUGUACCACCAAUUCCAGAAAACUUAAGUCGAGAAGGGAAAGAGUUCUUAAAACACUGCUUUGAGAUGGAACCUAGUCGACGCCCUUGUACCAUUGACCUACUAAACCAUCCUUUUCCAAAGGUUUCUGAUGAAGACAUGAACCUCUGAGCGCAUUACUACUAAAACCUUUUUGAGAGACAGUGGAUAUGAGAAAAAGUAACAGAUCCUUGAUAAUAAUUUUUAUGAUUGAUAGGAAAGACAAAUGAAAAUUGGGAGAGAAUCAUGUUUUUGUAAUGUCCAUUUAGUGACAUCUAAAUUAAAACUUGUUCCAAUUA
Octopus sinensis (East Asian common octopus) is the source of this 3179-nucleotide messenger RNA. Its product is annotated as mitogen-activated protein kinase kinase kinase 4. Gene Ontology annotation, biological process: protein phosphorylation; MAPK cascade. The transcript has 23 exons. NCBI's taxonomy places the organism in Eukaryota, Metazoa, Mollusca, Cephalopoda, Octopoda, Octopodidae. Gene Ontology annotation, molecular function: ATP binding; protein kinase activity. The coding region runs from base 55 to 3012 and encodes 985 amino acids. The record is from RefSeq and is a predicted model, not a curated record.